Molecule: messenger RNA, 975 nt
Organism: Stylonychia lemnae
Lineage: Eukaryota; Ciliophora; Spirotrichea; Sporadotrichida; Oxytrichidae
Source: the annotation of a GenBank genome assembly
AUGAAGAAUCAAGCAUCUAAAAGAGAUCCUAAAAGUUAAGAAGGUCUCUCCUAGAAGUCACUUCGCAAGUAUCAUCAUGAAAUGAAAAGCGCUCAUGGUGUUAAGUCACUUCAAACCCCUGCGACCUACAUCCUAGCCAUAAUUGCGGCUUUGGUCAUUUAUCACAUUGAUUAAAGAUAUAGAAUCGACAGAUUAGUUGAGAACUCAAAGCAAAAGGUUAAUGAUAUUAAAGAAGAAAUCAAGCAAAUAACUAACGAAGAUAAUGAGCCAACUCAAAUUUCAGGAAUAUUGAUCUUAUCAAUCCUUAUUUUAUCAGCUGUCUUGGCGAUAAAGAGAGUCCAAAAUAAGCGCCAAAUUCCUUAAGUUGAUGAAUCAUCUGAGGAAGUUGAAAAUGUGCUAAUUUAGAGAUAGAUGGAGUCUCAAUCCAUCUUUUGCGAGUAGAUCAGCCUAGAAGAAUACAAUUACUAGGCUUCAUUUGGAACAAAGAAGGAGAUCUUAAAACUUGUUUAAUCAGAUUAAUACAGAGAAGCCAUGAUUGAGAAAGGUAAUAACAUCGAAAAAUGGAACUGGCAAGCUCAAGACAGAGCUGAAGGUAUUUACCCCUCCGAUGAGGCAGACAUUCUAGAUGAAAACAUCAACCAUAUGAAUAGACUGUAGGAUGGUGAGGCAGUAAUCUAUGAUCCAUCUCAAAAAUAGAGAGUUCAAUUGAAAGCAAAUCCCUAAAGCUUUGCUAAGUAGGCUAGUAUCAUGAAAUAAUAAAAUUCAACUCAUACUCAAUCCAUCAGAAAAGAGCUUUCAUAGUCAAAAAUCUAGAUAGUUGAGGAAAAGCCAGUGCAUUCUGACUCUGUUACUAAAUACCUGAACUUUGAUACCCCAAGUCUUAAAAAUAAGAAAAUUCCCACCCCUUCAACCAAAUAAUAUACCCUUAGAUCAAGUCCACAUAUAUUGAGAAGUACUUAUCAAGAACUAAAAUGA